GGGGGCGGUCGGCCCGACCGCGGCGGCUCCAACUGGCCGGGCAGCGGCAGGACGCGCGGCGGACAAAAUGGAUCCACUGGAGACGACUGGUCCAGUGGAGGCGGAGGGGGCCGGCCCAGAGGACAGGACCGGAACGCCAGCGGCGAUUCGUGGUCGUCCGGCGGCGGCCGCCCGAUCCGCGGCGGCGGGGGUGAUGUGGGCGGCCGUCCGGGCGGCGGGCGCCAGCCGCCCGCGCCUUCCGUCUCCAUCCCCGAGCACAGCUGCCGGCUGACCCCGGCGGCUCUGCGGGCGGGCGCUGAGCUGCGCGCCGCUCCCACCUGGGUCUGCGGCCUGCACGAGUUCUACCUGCAGCCGCUGGACGGUGCCGAGCCGUUCAACACACUGAUGACCGAGAUGCAGACGUUCUACGGCGGCCUGCGGCGGCCUCAGGACGGUGCCGAGACGCACCCGGCCGUCGGUAAGCCGGUGGCGGCCCGGUUCACCGACGGAGCCUGGUACCGCGCCGUGGUGAGGCGGGCCGCGCCUGCCGGGCUGGACGUGUUCUUUGUGGACUACGGCAACUCGGCCACUGUCGACAAACAGCUGGUGAAGCGGCUGAAGGAGGAGUACUGCCGACUGCCCUGCCAGGCGUACAAGUGUCAAUUUGGAGGCGUGAAGCCGGCCGGCGGCAAAUGGAAGGUCCUUUCAGAGCAAGAGCUGGCAAAGUACUUCGAGGGUGAAGUGCAGGUAACGUGUCUGAGCGCUGAGGGCGACCUGUCGUCAGUUGAGGUGGCACUCACCUCCUCUGGACAGCGGGCCACCGAUCAGCUGGUGGCCGACGGACUGGCGGAGCGGCCGGCCGCCGCGCGACCCGUGCAACAGAGCGGUAUCGGGCCGUACCCGCCGCUGGAGCGGCCCUUCUCGGCCGGUGAGCGAGUGGAGGUGUUCGUGGCCUGCGUCCUGUCUCCGUCCCGGCUGUACGUCCAGCUCAGCGAGAACACGGCGGAGAUCGAACAGAUGGCCACCGACAUCGAGGCGUCCACCACAGACUGCAAGGUCCCGUGUCCGGACGUGGCCCCCGAGGAGCUCUGCCUGGCGCCCUUCGAGGGUGUCUACUAUCGCGGACUCAUCACGGCCGUCGACGGACAGACGGCAUCAGUGUUCUUUGUCGACUACGGCAACACCGAGCGCGUCAAUGUGUCAGAGCUGGUCGAGUGUCCCAUGUCGCUGGUGGACCUGCCCGCUCAGGCGAUUCAGUGCAGUAUGACCGGACUGGUGUCAGCCGACUGCGGCGAUCAGCUGGCCGCCAAGGUCGACCAAAUGGAGCUGACAGCUCUCGUCGACCGUGUGCUGCCCGGCUCUCUGAUCGUCACCCUGCUCAGCGGCAGCACCAACAUCAACCUGGAGCUGGGCGGCGACGGACAGGCGCGCUCCCCCGAGCCGGCCGCUAAGAAGGCCGCUGCUCCUACCUCUGCUCCCGCUCCGGCUCCUGCUGCGGCUGCUCCAGUGGCUCCGGCUCCGGCCCAGGCGGCUCCUGCAGCUGAGGAAGCCACAGAGACUGCGGCACCGUUCACUCGCGUGACCGUCUCGUUUGCGGUGACGCCGCACGAGUUUUACGUUCAGGACGCGGCGGACGGCCCAGCGGCGCAGUUGGACGAGCUGAUGGCUCAGCUGGAGACUGAGUACAGCCAGCUGGGACCCCAGGACAGGGCUGUGAAACAGGUGCAGACCGGUGAUCUGGUGGCGGCGCCGUUUGCCGAUGACGGCGUGUUCUACCGCGCCCGUCUGCUGACAGCCGAGCCCGGCGCCGCCGACUGCCAGCUGCACUUCAUCGACUACGGCAACUGCCAGCUGACGCCCCGCGCCCAGCUGAAGCUGCUGACGCCCGGCCUGCUGGCUCCGGCGCCGCUGGCGCAGCGCUGCCGCCUGCCGGAGCGGCCCGCCGCCGGGCAGUGGACGGACGAGGACACGGAGCUGUUCGAGCAGCUGGCCGGUACCCUGGAGAAGGCGCUGGCGCUCCGCAGGGAGGCGGGCGGUGCUGAGGACGUCUGGACGGUGCGGCUGCUGGACGGAGAUACAGACGUGGGACGGGAGCUGGUGAAGGCCGGACGGGCCCUGCCGCCCGGGCAGGAGCCUCCCGCGGCUGUGGCGGAGAAGGUGACGACUGAGGCGGCUCCCGUGCAGGAGACCGCCGCCCAGAGCUCCGCCCAGCCGGCCGGCCCGGUGGGCGCGGCCCGACUCAAGAACGGCCAGCUGCUGGAGGCGGUCGUGGUGUUCGCACUCAGUCCGACCGACUUCUGGGUGCAGCUGAGCGCAGACACCGCCACUCUGGACGACCUGAUGGCGCGCCUGGAGGCAGCUCAGCUGAGCUCCGCCGCCGCGCCCGCCGCCGGCCAGCUGCUGGUGGCGCGCUACGCUGAGGACGAGGCGCUAUACCGCGCGCGCGUCCUCUCUGUGACCGGCGACACUGCGACUGUGCUGUUUGUUGACUACGGUAACACGGAGUCGGUGCCAGCGGCCGAGCUGUGGUCGUGCCCGCCGGAUCUGUCCGGCGUGCCGCCCCUGGCCGUGCGCUGCUCACUGCCCCUGGAGCCGCAGCCGUGGUCAGACGCCGCUGUGGACAAAUUCUCGACUCUGGUCGGUGUCGGCGGCGCCGAGGAGCGUACUCUCAACAUGGAGCUGGUGAAGGCCGGCGACCCGGCGCUGGUGAACCUCUUUGACGGCCAGCAGGACGUGGCGUUUGAGAUGGUCGGUGCCGGGUUCGGCAUGGUGCACGUCGAGGAGCGACCAGUGCUGGUGCCGGCCGCACAGAAGGCGGCCGAACAGCCCGCACCCGCCCCGCCCGCGCCCGAGCCUGCGGCCCCUGCAGCAGAGGCCGUGAAGACUGAUGUCACCGAAGCGGAGAGCGAGCCGGCGGCACAGGCCGACGAGACGACCGAGUCCCAGGCGGCGCCGGUCCCGACCACCCCCGCCGGUGACCAGGCUGUGUUCGUGUCGCACGUUAACUCACCGCUCGAGUUCUAUGUGCAGUCGGCCGACACCGGGCCGCUGGACGAACUUAUGGAGAGGCUGGCGGGUGAGUUCCCUGCUGCGGCUCCCGUGUCGGCCGCCACUCCAGGCCUGCUAGCAGCCGCACCCUACUCAGAGGACGGAGCGCCGUACCGCGCCCGGGUGCUGGCGGUGGAGGACGGUCAGGCGCGGGUGCUGUUUGUGGACUACGGAAACUCAGAGUCUGUGGAUGUGGCCGAGGUGCGGGAGCUCGGUGCCGAGCUGGCGGCGCUGCCUCCCCAGGCGCGUCCUUGCCAGCUGGCGGUGGAUGUCUGUGAGGAGGGGGCCACUGAGAAGCUCCGGGAGCUGACCGAAGCGGAGGAGGAGCCGGUGACUGUCAGCGAGGUGGCCGCGGGCGCCGUCACUCGGGUCCGGCUGACGCUCUCCGCUGGGGACGCCGCUCAGCUGCUGGUGGAGGCGGGCCUGUGCCGGCCGCGCGAAGACACCCAGCUCCCGGCCGCGCCGCCGCCGCCCGCCGAGCCGCUGAGCCUACUCGUCUCGCACGUGGACUCCCCGGCGUGCUUCUUCGCGCAGCGUCUGAGUGACCUGGCGGCGCUGGACGAACUGGCCGACCAGCUGGCGGAGCUGUACGACGCCACUGAGCCCCCGCCGGCGCUCCCCGCCCCCUGCUGUGGUGACCUGUGUGUAGCCCGCUCGGCAGAGGAGGAGGGCUGGCACCGGGCGCGCGUCGUGGCCGUGUCGCCGACCGGAGACGUUCGUGUGCGGUUGUUGGACUACGGCUCGGUGGCGGCAGCGACUGAGGUACGCGCCGCGGCGCCGGCUGUGUGUCGGACGCCGGCCGUGGCUCUGCGGUGUCGGCUGCCGGCGCGGCCCGCUGACGGCGCCGACUGGGGACAGGAGGCGACGGCGGCGCUGGCCGAGCUCUGUGACGCCGCCCAUUACGAGUUCGACGCGCGUCUGGUGGCGGAGGCCGAUGGGGAGCCGCUGGUUGCCCUGCUCUGUCUGGAGGGUCGCAGUGUCACGCAGACCCUGCAGGAGCGUGGGGUGGCGAUGGUACCAGAGUCGCUUGCCGCAGAGAGCGUACAGGUCAAGCCAGCAGAAGAAGUGACUAAAGAGAAGAAGCCAGUAGAAAGAGAGACUGAGACGAAGCCGUUUGAAGAAGCGUCUGAAAAAGAGAAGCCGGCUGAAGGAGCGUCUGAAAAAGAGAAGCCAGCUGAAGAAGCGUCUGAAAAAGAGAAGCCGGUUCAAGAAGCGCAUGAAGAAGAGAAACCGACGGACAAGGAGGGGACAGAUGAUAGAGUUGCUGAGGAACUGGAUAACCUGUCUUUGACGGAGCGGCAUGAAGAGGGUGAGACUAAGGGCUCGACUGAACCCAGCUCUCAGGAACCUACCGAAACCGAGCAAGCAGAGCAGAACGCAGAUGAAACAAAACAGGGUCUAGACGAGUCGAAAUCACACGAGACGGGUAAAUCCUCAGAAGCGACAGAUUCAUCGGAAGAAACACAACGUGAUUUGGAAGAAGAUAAGACUGAUCAGAAGUCUGAAGUGACGGCCGGCGCCUCUGAGGAAAAGACAGCUGAUUCUGACAAGGAGGCCGUCGCUGAGAAACCUUCCUCUUCGGACUCUGCCGCGCCGGCCGACGCUGCGGAGACCGAGGAGAGCACCUCGAAGGUCGAUGAGGAUACCCCGGGCAACGGCCACGUGAGCCCCGUGAACGGUGACGAUGUGCCAGAGGCGGCGGCGCAGAGCGUCGGCCAAAAGGCGAGUGCUGUCGAAGAGGCGCCGGACGCCCACGAGGAUGCCCAGGCGGCUGCGUAGCGGACUGAUUGUUUUUCGAGGCUUUGGUGGUCCAUUUCCUAGCCGCUUUUGCCAGCCGCCCGGGCAAUUUGAUGCGGGGCGUAUUGGCCAUGGUUAUCCACUUUUUAUCCGUUUUAUUGAGCUCUUAUCCGCCAGCGUCACUGGUCGUGCUAUCGGCUCAGUGAGCCACGCUGCCCGCCAGAUGCUUUUGCUCGUUGGAGAGGCGCUAUGAACUGGUUGAUCCGGGCAGGGAUGCGAAGUGUUCGGUGGUGAUUUGAUGCUACCUUUGUCAUGGCAAGUGAUUGUAUUUUCUGUAAUAAAGGGUUAAACAGAUGA
This is a messenger RNA of Amphibalanus amphitrite, 5121 nucleotides long. RefSeq names its product tudor domain-containing 6-like. The coding region runs from base 385 to 4806 and encodes 1473 amino acids. The record is from RefSeq and is a predicted model, not a curated record. Lineage: Eukaryota; Metazoa; Arthropoda; Thecostraca; Balanomorpha; Balanidae. The transcript is spliced from 8 exons.